This is a messenger RNA of Humulus lupulus (European hop), 674 nucleotides long. RefSeq lists its product as uncharacterized. Bases 139 to 444 code for a protein of 101 amino acids. The transcript has a single exon. The record is from RefSeq and is a predicted model, not a curated record. NCBI's taxonomy places the organism in Eukaryota, Viridiplantae, Streptophyta, Magnoliopsida, Rosales, Cannabaceae.
UGAUCUCCAUCCUUAUAUAAACCAUUCCAUACGUUUGGAAACUCAUAUAUUUAUUCCUCGUCUAAAAAAGAGAGAAAACAAAGAACAAAGCCAGAAAUAUUAACUUCUUCAAUUCCAUAUUUAUUACAUACUUAUACGAUGGAUUCGAUUAUGGGAAGUAGCUUUUCAGGAUCGGAUAUGGUGAUAAAGGUAGCGAUAUUCUUUAUGGUUCAAGCUUUGGUGUAUUUGAUCCUUUCGAAAUCGUCGACCAUAUUCUCGAACAGUGAUCUGAAGAGGACCCACAGCUUCCGACCAGCUCGCUCUCUCUCAAUCCGCCGGUUCAUGGCUGCUCUGGCCGAUAUGCCCGCCGGCGGUGAGCUCUCUCCUUCGGUACCGAAAGGAUCCACGGUAGCGGCAACCACACCUAAAUCUUGUUCUGCUCGUCGUCAAAAUUAUGCUUCUUAGGUUCUUAAUUAGCUAGCUAGCUGUAUAAAAGUUUGUGUUUGACUAUUGGAUGUUUUGAUUAAUAUUGUAUUGCUGUUUGAAUGGUUUAAUUUGUCAGUGUGUACAAGAUUCUUUUAUUCUUUGGUAUAUUUCAUUUGUAUAAAGUUAUUUUGAAGGUUAUGGUUAUAUUCUGUAUGAAAACAUUUUAUUAGAAUUCAACUGUGUCAAAGAUAUCAUAUUACUUUGAGCCA